Molecule: messenger RNA, 1396 nt
Organism: Gracilinanus agilis (Agile Gracile Mouse Opossum)
Lineage: Eukaryota; Metazoa; Chordata; Mammalia; Didelphimorphia; Didelphidae
Gene: GPR173
Product: G protein-coupled receptor 173
Exons: 1
Coding region: 1-1143 (380 amino acids)
Biological process (GO): G protein-coupled receptor signaling pathway
Cellular component (GO): plasma membrane
Molecular function (GO): G protein-coupled receptor activity
Source: RefSeq, a predicted model, not a curated record
AUGGCCAACGCCACUGGGCCCGAGGAUCUGAGCGGCAGCGCGGCCGCCCUGCCUCCCGCAACUGCCUCCACCUCCAUCAAGUUGGUUCUCUUGGGGGCCAUCAUCUGCAUCAGCCUGGUGGGCAACGCGCUCCUCUCCCUGCUGGUCCUCCGGGAGCGGGCCUUGCACAAGGCUCCCUACUACUUCCUGCUAGACCUCUGCCUGGCCGACGGGGUGCGGGCGGCCGUGUGCUUCCCCUUCGUGCUGGCCUCCAUCCGCCACGGCUCGGCCUGGACCUACAGCGCGCUCAGCUGCAAGGUGGUGGCCUUCAUGGCGGUCCUCUUCUGCUUCCACGCGGCCUUCAUGCUCUUCUGCAUCAGCGUCACCCGCUACAUGGCCGUGGCCCACCACCGCUUCUAUGCCAAACGCAUGACCCUGUGGACCAGCGCAGCGGUCAUCUGCAUGGCGUGGACCCUGUCCGUGGCCAUGGCCUUCCCGCCGGUCUUUGACGUGGGCACCUACAAGUUCAUCCGGGAGGAGGACCAGUGCAUCUUCGAGCACCGCUACUUCAAGGCCAACGACACCCUGGGCUUCAUGCUCAUGCUGGCCGCGCUCAUGGCCGCCACCCACGCCGUGUACGGGAAGCUGCUCCUCUUCGAGUACCGCCACCGCAAGAUGCGCCCCGUCCAGACCGUCCCCGCCGUGAGUCAGAACUGGACGUUUCACGGGCCUGGUGCCACCGGCCAGGCCGCGGCCAACUGGAUAGCUGGCUUUGGUCGAGGCCCCCUGCCUCCCACCCUGCUGGGCAUCCGGCAGGCCACCGGAGGAGGGGGUGGCCAUGUGGCCAGCCGGCGCCUCCUAGGCAUGGAGGAGUUCCGUGGGGAGAAGGAGCUGGGCCGCAUGUUCUAUGCCAUCACCCUGCUGUUCCUGCUGCUCUGGUCUCCCUACAUCGUGGCCUGCUACUGGCGGGUCUUUGUGAAGGCUUGCGCCGUGCCUCACCGCUACUUAGCCACUGCUGUCUGGAUGAGCUUUACGCAGGCCGGGGUCAACCCCAUCGUCUGCUUCCUCCUCAACAAGGACCUCAAGAAGUGCCUGAGGACUCACGCCCCUUGCUGGGGGGCCUCCGGCCCCCCAGCCCCUCAGGAGCCUUACUGCGUCAUGUGAAAGCAGGGAGAAGGGGCGGGAGGAAGAGGGAGAGGGAAGAAGGAGGCAAAGGGGUGAGGAGGAGUGAGUGCCAACGAUGAUUGGGAGUGCGGAGGCCGGGAAUCCAGGAGUGGCUCCCUAAACUUACCUGAUUCCCUGGGCUCUAGCCGGGGGCGCUCCUCCGCUCCUGGGCCCCUCUGGCCUGUGUCUGUCCCCAGCAGCUCCUAGGGGAGUAGGGAGAAGGCGCUGCUGGUUCUAGGGACCUCCACACGCA